GACCAAACCAGGAUAUCUGAAGAGGGUUUGUUUACGUCUCCUUUGACUCCUUCUGUUUUUGAUCUGAAAUGGAGCUCUUUCUGCAGGGCCCUAUUUUAAACCUCUCCAAUCUCUCCCACAACACCAGCGCACCACUUAACGCCACUUGGAAUAACACCAACGACCCACUCUCUGAACUGAACCUCUUUGAAAUUCUGGGUCCAAAACGAUCUCCCUUCUUCCUCCCUGUGACCAUCGUUUACCUCUUCAUCUUUCUCGUUGGCUUGUUUGGAAAUCUGCUAACAUGUGCAGUGAUUGCAAAACACAAAAAGAUGCGAAACCCCACAAACUUCUACCUGUUGAGCCUGGCUAUGUCGGACCUCUUGGUGCUUUUAUUCGGGAUGCCCCUGGAAAUCUACGACCUGUGGCAGAACUACCCGUUCCCGUUUGGUGAGGGCGGCUGUUACUUCAAGACUUUCCUCUUUGAGACGGUGUGCUUCGCCUCGAUACUCAACGUCACCGCUCUGAGCGUGGAGAGGUACAUCGCUGUGGUGCACCCGCUCAAAACUCGCUACCUGUCCACUAACCAGCAUGCCAAGCGGGUCAUCACUAUUGUGUGGCUUGUGUCAAUGAUCUGUGCCAUCCCAAACACCUCAUUGCACGGUGUCUUCUACCUACCUGAAAAUAUGGAGGAGUCAGCCAUUUGCACCAUCCUGAAGCCUCUUUGGAUCUAUAACAUGGUCAUGCAGAUCACCACUGUGUGCUUCUUUUUUGCCCCAAUGAUGGUGAUUAGCAUCCUGUACCUUGUCAUGGGUCUACACUUGAGCAGAGAAAGGCGGCAACCAGGCGGGAACCUUGGAAAGAGCUGUGGCAGCUUCACCCGUAAGAAGAGCAGCGUGAUCGGGCGAAGACGGCAGGUCAACAAAAUGCUCUCGAUUGUGGUGGCCGUGUUUGGAAUCUGCUGGGCGCCUUUCCACAUCGAGCGUCUCCUGUGGAGUUCAAUCAGCCAGUGGACCGAUUUGAUGCACAACAUUUAUCAGUACGUCCACAUCCUGUCCGGCGUCUUCUUCUACCUCAGCUCAGCGGUCAACCCCAUCAUCUACAGCCUGCUCUCCACGCGCUUCAGAGAGUGUUUCAGAGAGCUGGUGUGCUCUCACACAGAGGACAGCAGCUCUGUCAGAGACUCGCCGCCAUUCCCUAAGGUAUUACUGGAUUCCUCUGUGUCAGGCUCCCGGUGUCAGAGUGAGGGUAAGCACUCGAAUGCUGCCAUCCCUCUGCUGUCUCCUAACAUGACACUGCGAAUGGACUCUACGAUCCUCACAUGUGCAUGUAAAGAGGCCUCCUUCAGGACCUCUGUGUUCUGA
This is a messenger RNA of Cheilinus undulatus (humphead wrasse), 1343 nucleotides long. It is a transcript of the gene nmur3, whose product is annotated as neuromedin U receptor 3. The transcript is spliced from 2 exons. The record is from RefSeq and is a predicted model, not a curated record. Lineage: Eukaryota; Metazoa; Chordata; Actinopteri; Labriformes; Labridae. Bases 69 to 1343 code for a protein of 424 amino acids. Gene Ontology annotation, molecular function: neuromedin U receptor activity. Gene Ontology annotation, biological process: G protein-coupled receptor signaling pathway. Gene Ontology annotation, cellular component: plasma membrane.